UGUAGAACAAAGAGAACUUUACUGUUGCAAGCCAGUAUCAGUUCGGACCCUGCAGGUGUCCGACAGCUAGAAAACUCUGCCCAGAGAACCCAGGUGUUUCCUAUUUGGAGAACAGGAAUCAGAUCGAAGCCUCCCUUCGUUAACUCCUUUUUGGGUUUUUUAUUUGGAUUCUAAUUAUUUUCAUACAUGUGUAUGUGAUGGCCUCCAACUCAACUGCUUUGGUCCUUUUGCUUUCUGUCAGAACGUUGAAUUCUGGACUGUAUUUUCAGCGUACUGCACUUCUUCUCAGCCUCAUAACAGGAUAUACAAAAAUAAGAGUUAGCUGUGUUAAUGUGUUCAUUCAAGUCAGAUACUUCAGUACAUUGAUGAUUCUGUCUCUCGCUGUGGUUUUCCUGUCCUGUAAAAUGACGCAUUAGUGUGUUUAAGUCUGAGUGGUCAGACACACACACACACACUUCAAAAUGACAGGAGGACAGCGAUUGUUUGUCAUCUUCAUUUAUUCCCUUCAUGUGAUUGCAGUUGACGCUUAUUACUUUCCUCCACCUCAGCUCAUAGUGGACACUUCAGUCAUGACUGAGACGGACACGGUCACUCUGUUCUGUUACUCUCCACCAGCUGCGUCUGAGUGUUAUUUCUAUACUGUGAACACGGUCAAAACAAAAACCUCCUCGUGUAGGGAGACACUGACACUGACAGGGUCUGAGUUGCUGUGGAUGGUAAAUCAGAGUCCACCCACUGUUGUAAGAGUGAAAUGUUUUUACACUGUAAAGAAAGGAGACUUAAAUUUUCCAUCUGAACACAGUGACGUAUCCUCCAUCACCAUCAACGCUCGUCGUGAGGAAACAACAGAAUUACAUACGACGCAAACACUGACCACAGGUCUGACUGUUAGACCUCAUGUUUCAACACCUGCGACUCCUAAAGCAGGUCUGACUGUUAGCAGACCUCAUGUUUCAACUGCCGUGACGCCUACAGAAGAAGCAAUGACGCGGAAUCUGGUGGUGAUGAUUUCAACUGUUUCUGUUGUGACUGUGAUUCUCUUCUUACUGUUACUUGAUUGCACUAUAAAAGGAAGAAGUGGUUCUAUAAAUGUGAACAAACAAGAGCCUCAAAAGGAAGACGAACGUGACACAUUGUGUAAUACAUGUGUCACUUUCACCAUCAUACGUUCUCUCCCAGGACUCAUGACAAUGACAAUGACUUACAGUAUGGAGAGAAACAUUGACUCCAACGUUAGUUAUUCACCGGUUGGCUGCUCAGCUGACAACUGAGAGCUCAAACAACUGAGAGAUGAAACCCGGCGUCCGGAGGGUACAACAAAAACCAGGAGACCAGAGCCUCGGUGUCGGACACGGUAAACAACAACUGGUGUGUUUAAAGUCCAUUUGGAGCCAAAAUC
Messenger RNA from Solea senegalensis (Senegalese sole), 1399 nucleotides. RefSeq lists its product as uncharacterized. Lineage: Eukaryota; Metazoa; Chordata; Actinopteri; Pleuronectiformes; Soleidae. The coding region runs from base 462 to 1271 and encodes 269 amino acids. The record is from RefSeq and is a predicted model, not a curated record. The transcript is spliced from 9 exons.